Messenger RNA from Neolamprologus brichardi, 1388 nucleotides. Lineage: Eukaryota; Metazoa; Chordata; Actinopteri; Cichliformes; Cichlidae. The record is from RefSeq and is a predicted model, not a curated record.
CAUGCGCAGUAGAGUGGCUACAGUGCUAGCAGCUGAGUUGUAUGUGCAGUUAUUAAAUGACAUUAAAAUGGCUAGUUGUUCUUGGGCAGAAAACAUACUCCAGCUUCUCCGUAAAAUGAAUAACUUUUAUUUACCAGGUUCGUGUCGUUCAAGCUGCUUUCGUUUUGAGAUUGAAGGAGCCCAUGUCGGCUGGAUACCUCCUCACGUAGCUUCGCUUUUAGCACGCUAUCCAGACGUGUUCAGUCCGCCACACCAGGGUGCAGUGACCCUCUGCCACGGCCUGGACUCCUACGAAAAGAGAUCCGAGGCUGUGAGUCACGUACUGCAAGCUCUCAGACAGGAGCCCUCUUUAACCUGCCUUAAAGGAUGGAGAGAUGAGGUGAGGCACGCAAGUCAAACGUCAACGUAUACAAUUGUGUCUUUGUGUGGUUUUUCACUGGAAGCAUUACAUACUCUUUACCCGUGGCCAACUGUAUCACGAGUUGUAAAACCAAGCCUGACCCCCCCCCCCAGUCAGAAUUUAGUAAAACGUUUUAACUUUGCAAGCAAUAGACAAUUUAGCUGCUUUUGUUUUAUUUUAUUUUCAAGCUACACAUAUGAGGAUGAAGAGGGUGUGUUUCCAGAAAGCCAGUUUGUCUUUGAUUUGGAACUUCCUUUGGAGUUCAAGCCCAUAAUAGGGGAUGGAGAGGUGCAGGAGUUUUACCUCCUCCCCAUAGAUAAGGUGAAGGAACUGCUGGCCACUGAUGACUUCAAACCCAACUCUGCCAUGGUAGUCUUGGACUUUCUCAUAAGACACUCGUACAUUGACCCUGACACAGAGCCGUACUAUCAGGACUUUGUGACAGGACUCCACCAGAUAUUAUAGAAAGAAGAUGAAGAUUAAACUCACUGUGCCUGAGGCACCAUAUGUCGUGUGGUGCCAACAUUGUUGUUCACAUUUACAGUUGCAAGAAACAUCAUAAAAAUGUGAACUGAUCUUCAGAAACACUAAAGAAAAGUCACACACUUUAUUGUACAACAUGUUAAUAUUAAAUGUAGUGAGUUAUUAUAUUUCACAGGUGUUUUUCAUGCAGUUUUGUUCAGUGGGCUCAGCCUGAUAACUGCAGGUGAGUGGUUCAGAGGAUGGCUGAACCACAUGAGUGCUGGAUCUGAGAAUGACAUGUAAGAGUUAUCAUGCACAACACUUUGCAGGUGUCAUGCAGACCUCAGAGUAAUUAUGCUCUAUAUUAUCUAUAGUCAUAGUAAGACCUUUUAAGUACAAAGUGCAAUUUCAGUUUCUGCAAUUCCACCCAUUAAAUGCAGUAAUCAUACCUGAUUCAAAUCUAGUCAUCUCCUUAUAUACUGCAAUUCUAACUUAGAUUUGUCUAUAGGAUUAAAAAUGUAGAGAA